AUGGUGGAUUCCUCAAGAUCUCUUCGACGCCUCGCCGCGAUCUCAAUUCUUACCAUAAUUCCCUCCUUCGUGAGUGCAGACGACUCGGCCGUUGCAGUAGGGCUUCACUCAUGUCUAAGUAAUGCUGGUGUGCGAAGCAUCAUCAACUCAGAUUCAACAUGGGCCAAAGAAACCAUUGGGUUCCAAAAGCGUUUGACAUAUAAUCCUGCUUGUAUUGCUUUCCCUGAGAGCAAUGAAGAUGUGGCUGUCUCUCUAAGCUGCGCUCGGAAUGCCUCUGUAAAGGCCACUGCUCUUGGGCCUGGCCAUUCUUUCCAGGGAUAUGGUUUUGGUAACCCGGGAAACUUGGUCAUCAACAUGGCUGCCUUUAAUUCUGUCAGUUACGACGAAGCUAGCACCCACUUGACAUUCGGCGGCGGUACACACGUUGGUCCCGUCAUGAAAUAUCUGUGGGAUACUGCGGGUCGCCAUGUCCCGCAUGUCCGUGGUGCUCAUGUCGGCGUCACUGGCUCCAGCAUGGGGGGUGGUUAUGGGAGUACGUCCCGCCAUCUUGGAACACCAAUGGACAAUCUUGUGUCCAUUGACUACAUGCUUUAUAAUGGUACCACCAUCAAGGCUGAGAAGGGCUCUGAUCUAUUUUGGGCGGCCCAGGGCGCUGGAUCGUCCUUUGGAAUUGUCCUCUCAGCAACCACAAAGACUCACAAGCCGUUGUACGACACAGCUGUCCGCUUCACCAUCAAUUUCGGAAAUGUGUCUGUUGAAACCGCUGCCCGCGCGUUGAUUACAAUACAAGAGUACUCAAUUGGACCUGACUGUCCAGAUGAGCUCGCUCUACGUUGGACUCUGAACGCUCCUCCGUACUCUGGUACGGGAUACUUUUAUGGCGACCCCACAAAGUUCGAUGCCGUCUUGGAUCCCUUGGUCAGCAAUCUCAAAGGGCUUAACAAUGGUACAACUAUAACAAAGAACGAACUCUCAUUCUGGGAUAUGGAGGUUUCAGUCGCUGGGGCUGGUAUGGAGCUGCCAAAUGGAGGAAGUCUUGGGGGACGAUCAUUCUAUACUCAGGCCCUGACAACAACUACCGACCACCCCUUGACAUUCGAGCAGACCUUUACUUUAUUCAAGAGCACUAUACUAUCUUUUGAUCGAACCGAUAUGAACAAGUCUGGCUUCCUUGACCUCUGGGGCGGAGUCUCGCGCGACAUUAAGGAUGAGGACACUGCCCAUGCCCACGGCAAGAACUUGUGGCUUAUUCGCUGGGAAUCAAACAGCUCCGGCGACUACCCUGAAGAUGGCCCUGUUUACAUGAAAAGUCUCAUUGAGCCCUUCGAAAAGUCUCUGACUGGCUCUGGUGUGCCUCUCAGGGGCUUCGUUAACUACGCAGAUACGGAAUUAAGCGAGGAAGAAUGGAGCGCCCGUCUGUACGGGAAGAACUACGAUCGCUUGAAGCAAAUCAAAAAGGAAAUUGAUCCAGAGGGUCUUUUUACUAGCCAUGCUCAAUCCAUCCCCCUUCCAUAA
Messenger RNA from Clonostachys rhizophaga, 1515 nucleotides. NCBI's taxonomy places the organism in Eukaryota, Fungi, Ascomycota, Sordariomycetes, Hypocreales, Bionectriaceae. The record is from the annotation of a GenBank genome assembly.